Messenger RNA from Symbiodinium natans, 1089 nucleotides. The record is from the annotation of a GenBank genome assembly. Lineage: Eukaryota; Dinophyceae; Suessiales; Symbiodiniaceae.
AUGGCGCUUCUCGAGCCUUUGCGAGAAGCUGGGCAGCGCGUGGAUACCAUUCUGUACAAGGCUGAGUUGAAAGCCCUGGCCGAGUCGGCUCAGGAAGGGCUGCGGGUGGACGUGCUCUUUACAAAAGCCAUGGGACUGGAUGACCAAGCCGUGGUAAGCAGCGUUUUGUACCGUCGCACUCGGCUGCUUUCCCCCAUGAGAGAAGAGGAGUUUGAUGCCACGACCUGGCAAUACGGAGGCUGCCCAAAGGAGGAACUGGCGUCCUGCGUCCCGGAGCAUCUGCUCGAUCCCAACAGUACCCAGCUCCAGCGCCUGAUAGACAAAGCAAAAGAGGCAGAAGCCCACUAUGGCGGUGAUGCAUGGCGAGCUGAACGCCCAAAAGCAAGUUGUGCCGCCGCCGGCCGGUGUCAACAGCAGCUGGAUGCACUGACGGCCUUGAUAGCUGAGAGGUGCCAGGAGGACACGAAGAGAGGGUCGCCGGUGUCGGUGGGUGGCUGCGAAGCGGAGGCUGCCGGCGUCGUGAACCUCGGGGAUUUCGAAGUCUGGUCAAAGAGCCUGGUGGCUUGCGGCAAGGACAAGCUGUUCUUGCUCCUCUGGAGCGGCUUCAGGGAAGAGGAGCGCGAGGAAGUUCUGUGGCCUCUGAGAAGACAGGGAGGCUGUGCGCUUCAGACGAUGGCGCCUGAGGACACAGCCCUUGCAAGGCUCCUCAACGAUGAGAGGGUGAGGGUCUUGCAGGAUUGUCCUUGGAAGGUGACGAAACCGUUCUGGGAUGGCGCGUCCCGCAACUUUGCCGGCAUGUGGGCAUCUCGAAAUGGACACCAGGCCGCCAGCGUCACAGUCGCCAUGGGCUACCGCGGCUUCGGGCACCAAGGCACCGAGAAGUCCAUGUUCAACACAGUGUUCUACAGAUCGGAGUUGAAGGCCUUGGCCCAGGCCAGCCGUGGAACAUUGACAGUAUGGCUCGUCUUCACCAGCCCAGGGCUGAAGAAGGGGGAGAUGGAUUCGGCGACUGCAGUGGCUUUCGAGCGGGCCCUACUUCUCUCGCCUCGCGGAGACGAUUCCUGGCUUUCUUCUGGUUCUGGCUCUUAG